UUCAUCAAAAGAUUAUCCUCUUCUGGCGUCCCUUCUCCUGAUUUUGUAUCACGUGGGGAAGAGGAGGGACCUAGCUAAAGAUGGCGCUGUCGCACUUCAGGAAAGGUCCAUUCUUUGGGUUUUAUAUUCGUUAGCAGAGUGGAUAGCCAUAUAUUGCCUGGGGGUAAUCUCGUUCAAGGUUAGUGUGUCCAUUAUGACAUCAAAAACUAUACAUGAGGAGGCCAGCAUUAUCGCGCUCUGGGCACAGAUUCUUCUCUCAAGCCUCGGCGGAUGCGAUACCAUCACUGCCUACUCCUUGGAAGACAACGAACUGUGGGGACGGAAGUCUCUUGCAGCUGCAUUCCAAGUAGGGGGAUCUAUAUUUCUCAUACCACUCGCAUGGCAUCCAUCGGACAACUACUUAUCCUAUCUAAGCAUAGCCAUGCUCGUGGUCGCGGCUUUAAGUUGCUUCGAAAGGGUGUAUGUUCACUAUAAGGCUAGCAAGAAUGCACUUACAAAGUCCAUGCUCUCUCCACCUAAUCCUGGUCCAGAUUAUCACAAGUUCAUAGAGGAGUACUCUUCAAGGAAGGAGGAGGGAUAUCGGAUGACCCUUUAUGAGAUUGCUCAGAUCCCAGACCCCACAAGCACUCGACCUGAGCAAGAUACAUCCAAUGAUGAUGCGGCAAAUCUUGUCCAAGCAAGGGCACUGUUUCCCGUUUUCCAGCAGCUUUUCGUGGAUCUCAUUCUAGGCGAUAAUGACAUGAUUGCGAGCAUCAACUUCUUCUGCGGCUUGACACCACUGAAUGCUUUCAGGAUAGUGGAAAUGGAAAUCCAAACCAUGUCCCAUUUGCUCCACACCAAAGCUAAGGUCCUUUGUACUUGGUGGGGUGGCCUUCUUCGCCUGAUAACUAUUUUAAUGUCCUCAACAGUUCUAGGUUUUUUCGUCAAAUUAAUGGUUGAAGAUCACUCGAGUUUGAAGUAUGAAUGGCCUGACAAGAUCACGACAUUGCUGUUGCUGAUUUGGACUGUUCUUCAGGAGUCAUCCUUCAUCCGUUUUCUGGGUGAAAUACAGGGUCAGAGAGGCUACUUCCAUCCGCUUUAUGUUGUACUACCAGUGUCCUCAUACAAGUGUCCUGCCAAUCUACUUAUUUCAUCUCUUAGAAUGCUAGUGCAAAUUGGGCAAUAUACAGGAAUCCUCAUCCGUAGAAUGACCACCUGUAUCUGCCACAUCAACUGCCGCAUCGACAAGAACAACAGCUGGUCGAAUUCCAUGGGGCAGUUCUGCUUGCUCGAGUAUUGCAUCAGAAGGAAAAAGGGGUGUUUGUGGAAAAUGCUCGAGUAUUUUGAUGUGGACAAGGUCAUCUUCUACACACCAUACAAGGAAAUAGGCGAGGAUCUGAAGCAGUUCUUAUUUGAUAUGGUUUGCAAGCGGAGCCAUAUCAUCCAGGAGAAUCUAUACAACAGGCUGGGGAUUCGAUCCCCAGCUGGUCAGUUGAUGAACCAAAUUACGAGCACUGCAAUGACAGCGAGAGAUCUGCUCAGGCAGAGCAAUCUCCAUUACCUGGAUUGGAGUACAGAGUUGGAGUUCGAUCAUCAGAUCUUAAUUUGGCACAUUGCUACCGAUCUAUGCAGCUAUGAAGAUCGAAACUGUAAUGAGGCCAUUCUCAGAAACAUCAAGCUGAGCGAGCAACUUUCGCGAUACAUGGCCUACCUCCUGGUCGAUUGCCCUUUCAUGUUGCCCAGAGGGAUUGGUCAUAUCAGAAUCCAGGACACUUCUGCCGAGGCAUCACGAGUCUUUGGUGGAGGAAUUACCGGUUCCAGAGACAAUCACCUCAAUGAAGCAUGUAAGAGGCUCCUUCGGGUGACUGAAAUGGCUGAAAUGAAACCAGAGCAGGUAAAGGGCAGCAUCAGCAAAUCUGUUCUGUUUGAGGGGCACAGGCUUGCGGGGGAAUUUCAAUACGAUCGCAAGAGGCAUCGUGGCAUGAAUGCCGCGGAAUUCCGCAAAUUCAAAUGGGAGACUAUCGCAGGGGUCUGGAUUCAGUUCUUGCUCUACGCUGCAAAAGAGUGCAGCGGAGAAUCUCAUGCCAAGCAGCUGAAGGUUGGAGGAGAGCUUCUCACACAUACUUGGAUGAUGAUGGCACAUUUUGGCUUGACCGAUCACUUCCAGAUGCGCCAGGGCUCCUUCAUAACCAAUGUUGUAUUGCAAUGA
Messenger RNA from Punica granatum (pomegranate), 2188 nucleotides. Lineage: Eukaryota; Viridiplantae; Streptophyta; Magnoliopsida; Myrtales; Lythraceae. The record is from RefSeq and is a predicted model, not a curated record.